Verticillium dahliae VdLs.17 is the source of this 1185-nucleotide messenger RNA. Its product is annotated as GDP-mannose transporter. Bases 1 to 1185 code for a protein of 394 amino acids. Gene Ontology annotation, cellular component: Golgi apparatus. The transcript has 3 exons. Gene Ontology annotation, molecular function: GDP-mannose transmembrane transporter activity; antiporter activity. Lineage: Eukaryota; Fungi; Ascomycota; Sordariomycetes; Glomerellales; Plectosphaerellaceae. The record is from RefSeq and is a predicted model, not a curated record.
AUGGACAAGAAGAACGAAGACUUCGAGUUGCGGCCCAUGGGCUCGCGGGCUGGAAGUCGCAGUCCUGGAGGCCACGAAAGAGAUGGAUUUUUGUCGAGAUCACCAUCACGGCGACCGCAGCAACAGUCACUGGCGGCGCAGAUCAGCAAGGUCGACAACAGCCCAGGCGCCUCGAUCCUGGCGUACUGCUUUUCAUCCAUUAGCAUGACCGUAGUCAACAAGUUUGUUGUCUCGGGCAAGUUUUGGAACCUCAACUUCUUUUACUUGGCCGUCCAAGCCAUCGUUUGCGUCACCACGAUACAAAUAUGCAAGAACGUGGGAAUGAUUCGGGUCCUGGCUCCCUUCGACCAGGAGAAGGCCAAGAAAUGGUUUCCCAUAUCGUUGCUGCUCGUUGGCAUGAUUUAUACCAGCACAAAGGCACUUCAAUUCCUCUCCGUCCCUGUUUAUACCAUCUUCAAGAACCUUACGAUCAUCGUGAUUGCGUAUGGAGAGGUUCUGUGGUUCGGUGGCAGUGUUACGCCGCUAGCCCUUCUUUCUUUUGGCUUGAUGGUGCUUAGCUCCGUUGUGGCAGCCUGGGCUGACAUACAGCACGCUAUUUACGGGUCAGUAGGGGAGCAUGAUGCGUCUGCUGCCAUGUCAACUCUUAACGCAGGGUACGCUUGGAUGGGGUUCAACGUGUUCUGUACUGCUGCCUAUGUUUUGGGAAUGCGCAAAGUAAUCAAGAAGAUGAACUUCAAAGACUGGGACACCAUGUUCUACAACAAUCUUCUUACGAUCCCGGUGCUCAUUGUCUGCUCCCUGCUUCUAGAAGACUGGUCGUCGGAAAAUCUAACGAAGAACUUCCCGCCCGCGACACGUAACGGCCUCUUCAUUGGCAUGAUCUACUCGGGACUAUGCGCCAUCUUCAUCUCGUACUGUUCUGCUUGGUGUAUCAGAGUAACGUCAUCCACGACAUACUCAAUGGUGGGAGCGCUCAACAAGCUACCAAUUGCCGUUAGUGGCCUGGUUUUCUUUUCCGCUCCGGUCACAUUUGGCAGCGUAACGGCCAUUUUCCUUGGUUUUGUCAGUGGUAUCGUAUACGCGUGGGCGAGAGUUCGGCAGACGGCAGCAUCGAAGAUGUCGCUACCUACCACGCAGCCGAUGAGUGCCAGUUCCAGGAGCAACAACGAUGCCGCAAACUCAUGA